GGGCCAGCUGGCGCAGGCGAGGCCCGGCCGGACAAAGGAGCGUUGGCCAUGUCGGAGCGCCAGGUGCCCUUCACCUUCCUCCGCAGCCCCAGCUGGGAGCCCUUCCGGGACUGGUACCGAGGCGGCCGCCUCUUCGACCAGGCCUUCGGGAUGCCCAUGGUCCCCGAUGACUGGUAUAGGUGGCCCGCCAGCAGCAGCAGCGGAUGGCCGGGCUACGUCCGCCCCAUGAUCCAGAGCCCAGAGCCGGCCACUCCGGCCAGCGCUGGCCCUCCGGGGGCCCAUCCGGCCUACAGCCGGGCCCUCAGCCGGCAGCUCAGCAGCGGCGUCUCCGAGAUCUGGCAGACCCCCGAAGGGUGGAAGGUGGCCCUCGACGUCAACCACUUCGCCCCCGAAGAACUCCUGGUCAAGACCAAGGACGGCGUGGUGGAGAUCACCGGCAAACACGAAGAACGACAAGAUGAGCAUGGAUUUAUUUCCAGGUGUUUCACCAGAAAAUACACGCUCCCCCCGGGCGUGGACCCCUCUGCGGUCCGCUCCUCCCUGUCCCCGGAGGGCCUUCUGACGGUGGAGGCGCCGCUGCCCAAGCCGGCCUUGCAGUCUGCGGAGAUCAAGAUCCCGGUCACCUUCGAGGCCCACGCCCAGAUCCCCAGGCCAGAGGUCAAGAAGCCCGAGGAAGGGGCCGCCAAAUGAGCCCCAAACAUCUCGCUUCUCCCUUUUUUCUAAAACUGAGAUUUGAUGCGCAUCAAUAAAUUCCUUCCAAACCUG
Molecule: messenger RNA, 765 nt
Organism: Anolis sagrei ordinatus
Lineage: Eukaryota; Metazoa; Chordata; Lepidosauria; Squamata; Anolidae
Gene: HSPB1
Product: heat shock protein family B (small) member 1
Biological process (GO): protein refolding; response to heat; negative regulation of apoptotic process
Cellular component (GO): cytoplasm; nucleus
Source: RefSeq, a predicted model, not a curated record